This is a messenger RNA of Amoebophrya sp. A25, 11835 nucleotides long. The record is from the annotation of a GenBank genome assembly. Lineage: Eukaryota; Dinophyceae; Syndiniales; Amoebophryaceae.
AGCGAAACGGUCUACUUUGAGUUUUACUCGCAUUCAUCUCCUAGCCAAGUUCAAUUAAACCUUUCGGCCGGCACACUCACUCACUCAUUCAAACGCAUCGAUUUUAGGAUUUUUAGGAAUCCAUAUCUCCCCAAUCAGACUAGAAAAGCCACUGGUUCCUGUUCAGAAAUCUGAUGAAAUAAAACAAAUAAUUCACGACCGUUUUUACCCUUUGGAGUACUACAAACAAAUAGGAGUGCCGUUAGUGCUCAGAAUACAGAUAAAUACAUAGGAAUACCGUUUUUACGGUUUAGAAUACAGACAAAUCGGAAUACCAUUUCCACCAUUGCAGCAAGAAUGACUCUCUUAGGAGCUCGUAAGAAAACUGCAUUGUUGGGGCUUCAGCUGUUCGCCACAUCCUGCAUGGCGACGACGAUGUUAAAGCGUAAGACGGGAGAGGAGACCUGUGGUGACCUCUUCAAAAAGGUUGUUAUGGCCGCGAAUAUUAAGUGAUGCUAAAUAAUCUAGAUGAUACAUUAUAGAUGCCCUUUCCCGGGCUAGUAAUCUUUGUAAUAGACCACAGACAUCUUUCAUCUUUGCAACCUCACAGCAUUUCUUGAAGUAUUUCUUGAACUUCUAAGGUCUGCAUCCAUAUUUCCAAUUCUGAAAGAACCGUACGUACCUGUUCGUUCCCGUACUUGUUCAAUCUUCGUUCUUUUUCACUCACAUUUUUCCUCCAGAAGACGUACUUACAUAAAAAUGCACUAUCCUAUCUACUCCUAAUCUCCAUGCAGUUGUCAGUCCACUCCCAAUCUCAACUCAGUCGUUACUCAAAAAUGAGCUAUCCUAUCCUAUUCGAUCCUAUCCUAUCAUAUCCUAUCUGAGUCUGUCCUAUGCUAUCCUAUUCGGUCCUAUCCUAUUCGAUUGCGAUCCUAUUCGAUUUCGAUCCUAUUCGAUUUCGAUCCUAUUCGAUUUCGAUCCUAUCCUAUCCUAUGCUAUUCGAUCCUACCCUAUCCUAUCCUAUUCGAUUCGAGUCUAUCCUAUGUUAUCCUAUUCGGUCCUAUCCUAUCCUAUGCUAUUCGAUCCUACCCUAUCCUAUCCUAUUCGAUUCGAGUCUAUCCUAUGUUAUCCUAUUCGAUCCUAUCCUAUCCUAUGCUAUUCGAUCCUACCCUAUCCUAUCCUAUUCGAUUCGAGUCUAUCCUAUGUUAUCCUAUUCGAUCCUAUCCUAUCCUAUGCUAUUCGAUCCUAUCUUUUCCUAUCCUAUCCUAUCCUACUGUUUGUGAACACUAGGACUGCUUAUUUUCACCCUUAUGGUGAUGCGUUUUUUAUAUAAUUCCCGGCCUGUUUCAGUUGUGCAAAUUGUGAAGGUUUUGCAUGAUUCUCAUGCGGUUGCAAAGUUGUCAAAUGUGUGGACCUUCUUGUUCAUAAGUAUCACGAUAAGGAUCCACAUCAUUAGCAUGGUACUCCAGUGGUGUGAUCUUUGUCACUAUGGGACUGCAAUGAUUUCCAUCAUGUUCAUGCUGUUGAUGAUCUUCAUACUCAUGAAAGUACUAGGAUCAUCGUGCUCAUCUUCUUCAUCUUCUUAUUUCUAUCAUUUGCAGAACAGGGGAACUGGAUCAUAUCCCUCCUUAAUCUAUACUCCAUCCCAUGAAUGACGUGUAGACUACAAUAAUAAUAGUGGUUGCAAGUUCGACUGUAUUCCAGCGAAUGAAUACAAUACGGAAAAAACAUGAUGCAUGUUAUGAUCGAAGAUGGAUGAUAUUUGUUGCACAAUAUUAGAAACAUAGGCUAUUUCUACGUAGCCGAGUAUAAGACUUAGAGCUCUUCUCCGAAGUCUUCUUCAGCAACAUUCUCAGUGUUGUUUUGUUCUUCUCCGUUUUCCUCAGGGGCAGCGGCUGCUUCCGCCGGUGCUGCCUCUGCUGGUGCUGCUUCUUCCUUUUUUCUGGCUUUCUUCAGCGGCGGCCCUUUUGCUCCACCGUCUUCUUGUUUACCUUUCCCCUUUUUGCCUUUGCUUUUGUCUCCUUUGUGCGGCUGCUGCUCCGCUUGCUUCCCCUUUCCUUUGUGGUAGCUGCUGCUGUUCUUCGUCGCCGAACUACUGCGACUACUGGAACUACUAGAAGAAGAAGGAGUUUGCUUCGCAGGUGCCAUUUUGUGGGACACCCGUGUCGACGUUGGACAGGCUUGAACGAGGUUGAUUGUAUUCUCCAUAACUCCCAUGGAUCCAACGGCUUCCAGGUUACUCACCGUCUCCCGAGCGUAAAUUAAACGGAGAAUGCAAUUGUGGAAGAAUGCGCUUCCUUCUUUCCUCAUUUUCCUUGCCAGGUCCCAAUACUCAGUCUGCAGAGCAAGACCCAUAUCCGAGCACUGUCGACUGUAGUGAGAAUUCAUGUUCGGGCCGUGGUUGAUUAUCCACUCCUUCCAAACAUUCUCCUCUUGGACAAGCAUGCACGAUAAGCAUAGUUGGAAUGCUUUUGCGUAGUCGCCGUCCGACCUACAUCCUUUCAAAGUUGCGACGUGUCGCUCAGUGAUCUCGUAGAAGAUGUGACUCUUUACUCCGAGAUCAGCUGGAAAAGCAGGCGAAGGGGGUCUUGUAGCAAGUGACACCUCGUUACCUCGGAUUGCUGACAUCAAAGAUUGACGCCAAGCUUCCGUCCCUUGUAGUCGUUGAGGCUCCUUCGGAACGAUUACUCUCGCGAAGCCCGACAUUUUGUUUUUGUUUUGGGUAGUUGUAAUCUUAAUCUAUAUUGUUAGAUAAUUACAAAAUACAGCGGUAAACUAUUGAAGAAAUACUAUACGCGCACUAAAUAUUUAUGACUAGAACCCAGCUAGAAAUCGACGAAAAACAAAUUUCGAAACAGUAAACAAGAAUAUGCAUGAAAAUCCGAUAACGUUUAACGAACUUAACAGAUGCAAGCAUCAAUACACACGAGAUCCGACAACGAACCUCGAUGAGUAGAAAAAAAAUUAAGUUUACUUUUUGGGUUUUGUUCCUGCGAUUUUAUGGCAUAGACUCACAAAUGUCGGCUUAUUAAGUGCCUUUGUGAAGAUGUCUGCCUUUUGCUCGUCAGUGGGACAGAAGUGUAGAUCUAAUUUCCCUUCUCCGACAACUUGGCGGAUCCAGAGUAAUUUAAGAUCCAUAUGCUUGACCCGACGAACUUCUGGCGAUUCGCCGACCGCUUUCGCGCUUCGGUUAUCGAUCAUUAAAGGAAUUGGAGCUAGAGACUUUUUCAAACGGCCAUGUGGAUCCGUCGAUUUUGAUUGUCGGCUAUUGCCUAGAUUUUCAAGAGAUUCUUGAAGUAGUCUCCGGAGGUAAACUGCCUCCCGCGCGAUUUCAGUCGCGGCUAUAAGCUCCGCUUCUGUCGUUGAUAGUGCUACGACAGGCUGCUUUUUACUUCGCCACGCGAUAGGCGUGCAUUUGGUUUGGCCUAAUUCGACGAGACCUCCACUGACCGAUCUACGGGUCUUUUUACAUGUUCCCCAGUCAGCAUCUGACCAGGCUUUUGGAGUUAAGUCACCGUCGCGGCCAUCAAUGUCUAAGGCGAAGCUCCGCGUCUUGCGAAGAUAUCCUAAUAAUCGAUCACACACUCGCAGGGCCACUGGCGUGGGCUCCUCUAGACAUGUGGAUAGGUAUUGAACGACAUACGCAAUGUCAUACCGUGUUGAUGUACAUAGGUACAUGACCGCACCGACAAACUUCCGGUAGGUCGAUUUUUGUACGCGUGUAGCGAUUUUCGGGCGAGAUUUCUCAGAAAGCUCUUUUUCGAAACGAUCUAUCUCCGCCCGUGUUGUUGGAGUAUCGCACUCUUUCAGAGUUUUAUCUGGGUCAAAGUCCUGCAGAAUCUUAUCGACCAGAUUUUCUUGACUCAAGGCCAGUCUGCGUCUCUUCUUGAGAACGUUGAUGCCUAGAAACUUAUACAGUAGUCCGCCGUCCUCGAGCUUUUGCGGUUCACACGUAUUGUGCUCGAACCUGUCGAGGAUCGAGCCUCGAACCGCGGCUAUGUCCUCUUUCCGACCUAGAAAGACUAUGUCAUCCACGUAUGCGAGCAUGCACACACGGCGCUCGCCGUGAAAAAACAUGGACGGUUCGUUUAAGCUUUGUUUCCAACCGGAGCUGGUGGCGUGUCUUGCGAACGUCUUAGCCCAGAGAGCUGGAGCACUUUUCAAUCCAUACAGGGCUUUCUUGAGUUUCCAUCGGACAUUCUCCUUUCCUUUGCGCCAUUCGGGGGGUGGUAUGCAGUAGACGUCCUCGCCGACUAUGUCUGCAUAUAGGAAAGCUGUCUUGACAUCAUAUUGCUCGAGAUCAAAGUCUAGCGCCUUGGCUAUCUUGAACAUGAGCCGAAUAUUUGGGAUCCGAGGGACGGGCGAGUAGAUGCUCUCUUGGUAUUCUACUCGGUUUCCGAGCACGACGGCGCGACAUUUGAGUCGCCCACACUCUUUGACAUUGUAUAGUACUCGUAUCGGCACAGCCUUCGCUCCUGGGGGCAGGUCGCUGACCGAUAUUUCAUCGAAUACGUCUCGUCCCUUGAUCGAGUUUAGCUCUGACGCCAGCGCGGCGGCCCAGCCUCCUGGAUCCUCUGCGAGUGCCUGUUUUCGCGUCAAGGUCCUUAGCAGGAGGACAUACUCAUCGUGGGUCAGAGCGUCCGUAGUGUCGCCAAUCUCGAUUUCUGAUUGAUUCUCGAUGAUGUUGGCUAUUAAGUCGACAUUCUGAGGGGACAGGUCCUCGAUGAAUGUGACUGCCGCAGUGUGUCCACUGGGAAGCAAGGUCUCUUCUUCCUUGUGCUUACUGCGUCUCUCCAGUUCUCGCUGCAGGUUAAGGUGUACAGGCCGACUCUCUAAGCCCAUUUCCUCACGGAGCGCUUCCGCGAGUGCCACUGAUCUAUGGCGACCUUUCGAGCACUGGAGCGCGAGCUUUCCGCUCUUUUUGAGAAGUUUGGUCGCAUCGCUGAGGAAUUGCGAGUAGUUCUCAUGUGUCUUGAUACCGUCAGACACUUCAGCACAGAGGCCUGUGCUGUUUGGAAUGUACCUAGCUGGAUCAGCUGGAAAAUAUUUAUUGACUCGGAGAACAGCCGCGCCGAGGCGCUUGAGCUUGGCGGGGGUUUUGUCUCCACAGCUGAAGAGUUGAUACCGACUCAGAUUCUUUGGGACUUGGAGCUUCUCCAACAUAUCACGCGUGAGACGGACUACGGACCCCGACUGUGCGGCGUCAGCCUUUUCUGGUUGUCCACUGUCUCCACUUUUGUCCGGUUUCGCUUCGGGAGCGAUGGACGGGCGGGAUGAAUCCCCCCUGUAUGUUGGCUCCGCGCCAAAGUCUACUUCCCUGGUCCUGAUGACCUUUUUCUUCUGCUCGUCCCAGACUAAAUAGUCUGGCGAUAGGUGCGAGUAUCCUACAAAAAUACCCGGAAGAUACGCGCGCUCCAUCUUCGUUUUCACGAAGUUUUUGUAUCGGCAAGGCGUCCCGAAGGUCCGCAUAUGCUGCGCGCCGGGCUUAACCCCGUUACGCUUUUCGUAGGAGCUCACGCUCCCGAGUAUCGCGCGUGGCGACCUGUUUAAUGCUUAGCAGAAUGCCUGUGCUGCGAAACCCCAAUAGGUGUCCGGGAGUCGCGCUGUAUCUAGGAGACACUUCAUCCCCUGCAUGACGAGACGACUAUGAACUUCCGCGCUACCAUUUUGCGCCGGUGAGUACGGUGAUGUCUUGCGCGGCCUGAUGCCGUGCUUUCUCAACAGUUUGAGGAAGUCGCCGUCGAAUUCUUUUCCGUUGUCCGAGCGGCAGACUUUCGGCACUCCAAACAUGUCCAUCCAUUUCUGGAGUCCGGUGUGUGCGUCGCUUUUGCGCGCAAUUGGGAAGACUUCUACCCACGAGUCAUAUCUAUCCACGAUGAUGGCCCAGUAGCGGUUGCCGCCUAUCGAUUCAGGUAGCGGCCCGCAGAGGUCCACGCUGAUUGUGUGCCCAGCUUCGGUCGGGAGGAGUCGUUCGUGCGUUUCUUUGCUGAACGGUUUCCGGCGAGCCUUAUUCAGUCGGCAAGCCUCACAGGACGGCAUGUAGGUUGAAUGCCCCAUCCUGUUGUGGAUGACCUCUUGGGUCACGUUGAGCUCUCCCGAGUCCAGGUCAGGCCUGUAGCUGAGGCGGAGGAAGUAUAGUCCUCCCCUCUUUGUGAUUGGGAUCAGCGUCCCGCUAGGUGUUCGCAGUCCGUCGAAAUUUUCUGUGACGGUAAAACCUGCGUCCAAGAGCAUUCUGAGACUGGCGAUAUUUCGCGCCAUUUUCGGAUUAUAGUACGCACGGCGAAGGGCCAACUUAUGCCCGUUGUCUGCCGUUAGUGUCCGUAGUGAUGCCAUGUAGCCGCCAUUAACAUGCGAUCCAUCCGCUUGUUGGAUUUUCCCGCCGUCUUUGGUCGGAGCACGGAUCAUGUUGGAGUCUUUGACACAAAAUAUUGUGGCUCCACUGGACUGUCUAAGAUCCACUCAGUUUCGAUCUCAUCGCUGACAGUGUGCAGAAGGAUGCUUUCGAAUUCUUGAACCGUGCGCAUGCUCGCCUGAUCCAAGGGCUGCCGAGUUCCUUCUUUCUGUCCCGUCGCGGACUGAUGCUGCGACGUGUCGAGAAGUUGUUUUUGGUCGCCCUCGCUGACGACUGGCUCGCAGAUGGGACACCCAUCCUUUUGCGAGUCUUGCCUGCACGCACACGACGGAGGUUGCCGCGGCGCCAGACUGUCUUUGUCAAUAGCAUUGACGAGAUCAUCUCCUUUCUCACGAAGGAAAUCGAUCCUGUGUACACUUCGUUCCUUUGCUCCAUGCAUCCCAUGGAGGCUUUCUGAUCCAGGUGGACGCCACCCGCCACUGGAUCUUCUUACCUUGGGCACGGGGACCGAGUACGAUACUAAUCCCGUCCCAAGGUUUUCCAUCCUUCUCUUUUGAGAUUCGCUGUUGAGUCACAACGGCGGCACAGCGCCGCCGAGCACUGUGAUGUGCGAGGCGAUGCCGUCCCUCUUCUUGCCUGACCCGGAUGGAUUGGUAGUCAUGCCCUUAGGCUGAUCCUUGUUUUGCGAUCCUCCAUAUUUUCCUCCUUUACCUUUUCCUUUGCCCUUACCUUUACCUUUACCUUUUCCACUGACCUCUGUCUUCUUUUGAGCCUGCCUGGAGAGUAUCUUCUUUGCCUGUUCGGAGAUUGGUUUGGUGCAUUGCCACAUCGUGUGCGCCGAAGAGCCACAGUUGUAGCACGUGCCAGCUUUGUGCUGUUUGAAUGUUGCAGGUGGGUCCGUGACUUGAAAGACUUCCUCAGCGCCCGGCGUGCGUGUAGCAGCGCGCCCGUCCAAGUUGACUUUGUUAUGCAAGGAGUAUUUUGUUUCCUUGACAACAUUCUCCAACUCGAAGUCGCCUCUGAGGUCUCUUUGGAUUCCCUGCAUUUCUUGCGAAGGGAUGUCACUCCCGAUGCCUUUGAGGUAGCACAUUCCUGCAACCUGCUCCAUCGUCAUGCCCUUGACUUUGGCAUAUAUGAUGCGGAAAUCUCGCUCCGCGCUGACAACGUUUUUUGAGGAUGCUUGGAACUCGAUGAGCUGCCAAAAGUCAUCCCAGAUUUUCUGCUGUUGACGGGGAUUUAUCCACCGCUCUAGUUCUUCCAGCAGUUCCUCGACGGUUGCGAAGGUUUUCGUCGCAAGGUGGUCGGCGCAUUCUUGUCCGAUCUUGAUGGACUGUUCGACGCGAUAGACGAGAUCAUCCAAAUCGAGAUGACGCUCAUACGUCGCGCGAAACUUUGCGAGCUUCUUGAGCCACAUAUCGUGCUCCUCAAUCUUUUUGAGUGGCACUAUGUUUUGCUCGACCUUUAUCCUGCGGCGCGACUCCACCGUUUUCCACGGUGUUUUGUCUUCAUCCUCCUCCGCCGGUGGAGGGGUUUCCUCACCCGUUUGCGAGGGGUCCUCCUCUUCGUCCGAUUUGGCGAAGUCCGUAUGGUUGUCGAUUAGGCUACUGUAGAUUUCACCGACUUCGUUGUCCUCUUUGAGAGUAUUUAUCUCCUGGAGGCAAGCAUCAAUUUGCGAUUUCAGAACUCGCUCUUCCCAGAGUGGGUCUCCCUCUUUCAGAGGUUUAGCACCCUCAGGCCAGUCUUCCCUCUUGAUUUUGCAGUAGACGAAUCUGCCGCCGCCGUGUGCUUCCGAGGGGUAGCAGUCUACUUCGGCAUCUUCGUAGUCAGGUGAGCCGUCGACGUUGAUGACGCCGCGCCUGUACUUGAUGCUGCCUUUUCUUUCGGCAUUGUAGUAUUCUGGCUCAAUGUAGACAAACGCCAUUCCACUGAUGACAUACUGCUCCAAGCGCUUCACGCGCGCAGCGUAAAUUUUCAUGGCUGGGGCCAUUUUAUUUCAGUGGGGUGGGAUCCUGAUCACCACCGAAGCACCCGAGAUAUCGCGCCUUGGCAAAUUGCCGCUAGCUUUCCCACUGUGCAAGCCUCUUUAUGGGGAGACUUUGCACGGGAUCCGACUCACGUCAAAGGUCAAAUAACAAAAUCUGCCGAAAAAAGACAAGGUGUUAGAUGGACGCGCAGCCGUGUGUCGCGAUAUCGCCCCUUCCGGGGUUUCGGGCGCACGAACUUCUCCGCCAAACGAAGAAGGACGCGUCUUUUUGUGGGGUUGCGGUCGCCUGGGCGAGCGCAGGUUUUUACUUUUGAAGCAGUCGCGUUUCGCGAAAGCUUGUUUUUCUCUUUCUUAGGUGCCGUCGGACUCAGUCCGAGGGUCUUUAGGUGGGCCGUGGCGACGGCUUUGCCCUGUCUCCGGUCGUGCCGUGAGACUUUUUCUUUCUUGUAUAGCUGAGGUCGUAACCAAAGCUAAUCUGAAUUACUGUCGAGGAGCCACACCCGAACAGCUACAGACUUUUGUUUAUGGCUGCUGCCGACUAAGUCGGGAGCUUGGUGCCUUUUCUGUUUUGUUUUAGUUGCCCCGCCACUGGGCUAAAGUUGGUUUAUUUUUGUGAAGCAGAUGCUGAGUCUGCUCUAGGGUCGACGGGAUCGUUUUCGACGUAUCGAAGAACAAUGCCGCCUGGAGAAACGCGUGGGGCCAAAAUCCGACUGAAUCGGGACUACCACUGCGUACAGGAACGAAAACGCCAAAUUUUUCUAACCUAAAAAACCAAAAAAAUACUAGACCAAAAAAGUCAAAAACUUGGUGGGUUCUAAGUCAAAAAAAAUUAUUCUAGUGCGCGUAUAAAAGGCUAAUAACUCACUGUUUGUGAACACUAGGACUGCUUAUUUUCACCCUUAUGGUGAUGCGUUUCUUAUAUAAUUCCCGGCCUGUUUCAGUUGUGCAAAUUGUGAAAGAAGGUUUUGCAUGAUUCUCAUGCGGUUGCAAAGUUGUCAAAUGUGUGGACCUUCUUGUUCAUAAGUAUCACGAUAAGGAUCCACAUCAUUAGCAUGGUACUCCAGUGGUGUGAUCUUUGUCACUAUGGGAUUGCAAUGAUUUCCAUCAUGUUCAUGCUGUUGAUGAUCUUCAUAUUCAUGAAAGUACUAGGAUCAUCGUGCUCAUCUUCUUCAUCUUCUUAUUUCUAUCAUUUGCAGAACAGGGGAACUGGAUCACCUACAAAAAGAGGUGGCUCUAAGCUCAGUGCAGUUGUCAAUAAAUUAAAAGCUGGGGCUGCGAGUGGAGGAACGGACUCGGAUAAAAAGAAAAUCCAGAUUUUCUUGCGAAACUUUGCACGCGAGCCACCGACUGCUGACAUGAACCAGCUUCCAUUGACGUUCGAACAUUAAGGCUUUUGUUUACCUUCACUAUUUGAUUUACUAUAUUAUAAGAAUCAAUAAGUUACCCUUUUCUCUUCUAUAUCUUCCUCUGGUCUGUCUUUUUUCUAGUUAGGUCGGCUCCACCACAUAUAUUAUAAGAACAGAAAGCUGUCUUUUAAUUAUGCUGAUCGAUGUUCUUGAGUAGAGUUGGUGCCUGCGAUGCUCUAUGUGCAGGAUCCAUAUCCUAAGCAAACGAAGCCUGACCUAACCUAACCCAGCCAUAUAAGAAACAUGAGCAUCCAGGAACAAGUAGAACAAGCGCUUCUCGCAGAUUUUACUGUUUGUCUGCAUGACAGUUAGAAAGAUCAUGAGGAUCUUGUUCAGCAUGUUCGUCACAUUCUGGUGUGAAGCAUUCAAAUCCAAACAAGACUUUUGUAGGCUCUUAGUCCUUAACUUGGCUUCUUAGUCCUUAACAAGUCUUUUCUUUGUAGCAACAUCCAACAUGAUUGAUGACGUUUUGCCUGCUACUUUUACCGCUGCGCCUGCUUACCCUUUUUCAGUGUUGGCCCGGGCUCUCCUUCGUGGCCUCUGUUUCACCAUGACGGCACUGGCAAACGCACCCGGGCCGCGGCCGCGCCUUUUGUUAGGACUCUCCUGCUUUUGCCUAGCGCGUCGCCGUGCUUCGGCCUCCGCCUGUGGGCCGUCUGUAGGUCUGUGGAUAAUCGUCGCCCCUUCUCGUAAAAAAGAAAACAUCCAAUAUGAUCUCAACAAGAAGUGACCGCAUGAGAACUAGACUCGCCCAACCGGUUGAUUACCAUAUGCAUGAAAAUAGAUUAGGUUACUUAUAGAGUAUACUUUUGUCGGUCCUCCUCGUGAGUUGUACCACUCUAAAACGAGAUUUGCGCAAAGGACCGUGGGACGCCUGCGCCGGGGAAGGUCAUUCCGGAAUCUAAGAUGCGUGGGCAAGUAAGUGACGUCUUUAAUGUGGUGAUGGCCGCCGACCCGCAAAAUUUUCAGUCUAUUCUUAAGGCUUAUUACUACCCUUAGUCCAUGCAGAGACACCCUGACUCCAGGAUGUACUUCUACUAUCUCAAGAAGAUGGAUAAGGCAUACUGACCAUCUUAAUACAUAGAUGCACGAUACAUUUACAUAUCUCAAGAUGGAUGAUCAUGAUGAUGAUGCAUAGAUGGACUAUCUCAAGAUGGGAGAAAAGACACCCACCUACAGGAUGUACUAUCUCCAAAUACUGCAUGAGAAUUUUAGAUAAAAAGCUCUAUCUCUAAUGAUAUUACCUAUUCUGUCACUAAAUAGAAGUGUAAUCUCAACUAGCUCUAUACAACCGAUGACUGAAUAUAUUCCCACUAUAGAAGUGUAAUCUCAACUAGCUCUAUACAGAAUAUGGUCAUCUGAGACGCGAUGUAUGUAUCUUCUAAUAUCCCCAUGCGGGAAGGACAAGUCGCAGAUGCUGGGUUCGCAGUCGGUACGGCCGUCAGAGACAAUUGCUGCGCAGGAACUCAGGCAGCCGGUGUGGAACAUGUACACGGACUUUUUGCCUCCUCUCAGAAGAAGGAUGAGGGAUGCUGUGGUCGCUAAAUUUCAUGUUGUGCCGUUGGUUCCUUCUCCUUCUCGUGUAGGAACAACAACUCGUGUGAUGGAUCUAAACUCGUGUAGUGAUAGAUCGAAAGUUUCGUGUGAUGGAACUUCGUAAGGAAGAGCACUAGAAAAUGUAUCAAUCUCUAGGUCCAUCAUCUGCCUUGGGUGAUCACGUAGCUUCUGCAAUUGACUUAUGUAUGAUUACGUAACUGCGAUGGACCUCUCAUCACGUAGGUGUGAUGUGGGAGGAUUUGUCCAGAAACAAUGAUGAGGAAAAAAGUCGUUAAAUGAGAAUUAAAUUGAGGACAAGGAUGAGCAUAACGCAUCAAAAAUUGAUAAUUAAUAUGGUUUACAAACAGUUCGAGUAUUCGAUAGUACUCAUCUUAACUAGAAAGAGAUGAAAAAGAACAUGAACAUAGAACAAGAUGUCCUUUUCGAGAACAAGAUGUACUUUGGUUUUCUUGCUUACACACUCACAGACAGACGCGUGAAUCCGUACAACGAUGAAUGAUCAUCUACAUUUGCAACGUACUACUAGCUGCCAUAGUUGUACUGUCUAGGUUACGGGA